This is a messenger RNA of Hydatigera taeniaeformis, 4077 nucleotides long. The record is from the annotation of a GenBank genome assembly. Lineage: Eukaryota; Metazoa; Platyhelminthes; Cestoda; Cyclophyllidea; Taeniidae.
AUGAGUCGAGCAUCAGCAGUUACUCUUGGUCUCAGAAUUCGUUCGCACAUAAUUUGUAGGGCACCGGAAAUUUUGCUCCGACAGGGUCAUGGGAAAUCGGUGGAUUGGUGGAGUCUGGGGACACUCAUGUAUGACAUGCUCUCAGGAGGGCCGCCUUUUUCUGGAGAUGAUAGAAAAAAAACUAUGGAAGCUGUGCUACGUGGUCGGUUUACUCUUGCUCCUUAUCUCACCAGUGAGGCUAAGGAUCUCCUCAAACGAUUUAGUCCUCUUGUGACAGCACUUGAUGAGAACGUAUCGUUUACGUUAGAGCUCAAGCAGAACUUUGAUUACAAUUUUCUGUCAAGGGCUUCUCCUGCUUGUGCUGGUAAUUCAAUGAUACCAGUUCCGACAAUUCACGGUAUUCCCGCCCCCAACUUUUGUGGUAGCAUGAAUCAAGGCGGCAGCGGUGGGCCUGGUCAACCCUUUGUUUUUGCGGAAGACUUCGAAGACAUGGAACUUGGUUCUGGACAAGGCGAUCUCGUCGCCCCUCAUUCCGUCUUUCCCUCACAGCUCAUACCCUCAGAUCCAACUCGAUUUUCUCGGAAUCCGCGGUACUGGCUCCAAAUGUCUAAACGAAGUCAUUCCGACCAGCAGUCCUCUAGUGGUAGUGGGGAGUCCAUUCCAGGUGCCUCGGCACCCAAGCGCCCAUUUCUUUCCGGCUCCGAGCUCGUUCUCUUCAGCCGUGUUCGCUCUCUCGAGGAGUUGGAUAAACGCACCUUACAAUUACAAAAUAAGAAGCUUUAUGAGGCCCUCACCGAGAAGCGUUCUGCUAUCGGUGAUUUGAGGCAGCGAAUCGAGCAAUUAGAAAAUAGGCAGGCCAAGGAUGAUGCUCUAUUAUGCGUGGUUAAUCGCUACUGGAAUCAGCUGGAUGAGGACUGUCUGCUUCUCCUUCAACGUUGCGAAGUUGACGUGGAUGAGAAAGUUUCGAAUUCAGCUGAAUCAUUCCUCAAGCAAUUGGCUUCCUGGGAAAAGGAAGAAGUUCCUGAGAAAUUACAGCAGCGUGUCCAUUUUUCGAAGCGUAUUAUCGCCAGGUUAUUGACUUCUUUUGAGAGACUUUUCGUUCAUCAAAGCCGUCUUCGCUCCCUGCUUGUGGAUGAGUUGCAGUCGGACAGGAUUAUGAAGGCGGCUGCCGCCACCACAGCAUCCUCCAAAACUUCAUCUCGUUCCGAGGGACCAAUAGAGGAAGAGAAUCUAGAAAAGUCCUGCCUUGGUAUUACUGCUGCAGCAGACGAUGGAAUUAAGACUGAUAGCGGCUCCACCUUGUCCUCGCUCGAAAAGGUGAUCGCUGCACUGAAGGAGGAGAUCGCUACCCUCUCCUCCGAGAAUGAUCGGCUCCAAUGUCUCUGCACGAGCAUGCAUGCCAAUCAUCGGCAGCAAAGUCUCCACGUUCGUGAGUUACAAGAUCAAUGUCAGGCGAACUCCGACGCGGCUGAUGAGUGGAAAGCGAAGUAUGAAGACCUUGAGUACAAACUCCAGCAGUCUACUGCACAACUUGCCAUUCUCGAUCAUCGUCUUUAUGAUGCUCAGCAGUCGAAGAAGAUUCUUGAGGAGGAAUUGGCUGCUUUUAAGGGUACAUCAGGCUCUCCUGGAGAAGGCACAGAGGAGACAAGCGGAGUUCAAGGGGUGACAAAGAGUAAAUACAAUGACAUGCUCUGCGAGUUGGAGGAACAAAGAGAACUGGCCUCCAACCGUCUUACCGAGCUGGAGCGUCUUCAACGUCAGCACGAGGAGAAGGUGGCUGAGUGUGCGAAGCUCAGUAUGCAGGUCGAUAAUGUAUUUAGUGGUUUAACUGAAUUUUUGACUAACUGUGGGGAUUUUGCCCAGGUUAAUGAUCCACCAGAGCAAUUAAUACACGACUCACCAAGCUACAAGUCAUUGAAGGUCCAAUUCAACAUUCUCUACAAUGAGGUCAAAGCUCUGCGGUCUCAAUUGGAGGACUCCCGCAACAUGAUUCAAACUAUACGCAAUGCUCAUCUUAAACAAAUUGAAGAAAUGGAGGCAAAUGAAACGGCCAUUUUGAAUCAAAUGCGUGGUGAGAUGCUAGCACAAGAGGAGCUUUACUCCAAACUUCGUCGAGAAUUCGAGAUGAUUGAGGCCGAUUUCAAGCAGACAGUAGCGCACAAUGAGCAAGCGGGUCCCAUCAACAGCGAAAUGCGAAGCCUUAUAACCACACUGCAGCUGCAAAACAAGCAGCUGAAAAAUGAGGUUGUCCGCUAUCGACGGAAGUCAAAGGAAGCCGCUCAUGAUUGUCAAAUGGCCACAAAUGAGUUAAAAUCCACUGAGGAGGAGCUUUCUCGCGCCAGAGCAUCGUUGGCUGAAGCCACAGCCGCAGUGAUCCAACUUACUGAUGAACUAGCUUCAUCAAGCCCGACGCCAUCCACUGCUAUCCCUUUGGAACCUCCUCAGCCCUCAGAUGCGCCUUCCAAGAAGCGUGAUCGAGAGAACGAUGCGGAAAGAAAAGGAGCUGAUGAAGGAGUCGCCUCCAGUCGUUCUAGCAGUACUGAAUCUGCGGCAUCUCAUAACGAGGGUUCGUUGAAAGAUAGGAAAGGCUUGUCUUCCUCCCAUUCCCCCGAGGAAAUCAUUCGUGAUCUCCGUAAUCAAUUAAAAAUUUCACAAGAGGCUGAGAAAGAGAUGUCUGUAUUACUGAGCAUGUACAAAGUUAUUCCCAAGGAUCAGCGUGAUAAGGCCGCUCUGCUCCAAGUUGAAGCAAAGCUGCGUGCUGAGCUCUCUGAGGCGCGAUCUGAACUGGCCAGCUUGCAAUCGGUCAACGCUGAUUUGCAAACUCGCUGUGCUCAACUUCAACGAGAGUACCGCAUCGCUGCCUCCUCCACUUACCCUCUGAAGAGGGAGUUUGAAGAGCAGGCUGAUCUGCCAGAAAAAAAGGUGGCUACUGAGAGCAGUUCCACCGCCCACUCUGAGGAGCCCUCACCAAGGGAGGGGUGUGGUAUUACUAGUUCUGGUACGGUGGGGCCUGCCGCCACCAAUUCCUCCCAUCAAGCAUCUCCUCUGUCGACUUCUAUCAGUACAAAUGCGGUGUCUCCAGAGUGUGGUGACAAAUCAGCAUCUGUCAUGUCUACCCUGCCGCCUCCUCCGCCGCCACCGCCACCAACACCUCAUCCGCUCAUGCCACCGGUUCCGAGGAAGACUUCAAAUCUGGACGAAGAUAAAAAGGCCUGGCAGGUUGCCGAACUUCAGCAGGAACUCCAACACACUCAGCGUCGUUGUCAUACACUAGAACAGCGCGUCAGUACUCUCCAACAGCAUCUCGUCACUGCUAAACAGCAGGAGGACGUCAUGUUGAAGGAAAUGGAGGCUAGCCAAGCAUUUGAAGAUGUGCAAGAGCAGAACUCCCGUUUGUUGAAGAGUCUACGAGAAAAAGAUGAUGCAAAUUUAAAUCAAAUGACAGAGUGGAUGAAGACUAGUCAGUUGGCUCGUUUGUUGAAAGAGGAGAAGAAGCUUUUGGAUGAGCAAGUGCGUCUGAUGCAGGCGAAAAUAGAGGCCCUCACUCGCGCCAUUCAGAAGCAGGAAGACAAGGAGCAUCUCCUGCUGACAAAUCUGGAGACGCUGGAGAAGGAGGCGGCUUCACGUCAGCAGUCACAGGAGGCCUACAAGCGUAAGUCGGUGGAAUGUCAACAAAGAGAAGAGGAUUUGCGUGUCACUGUGCAAAAGUACCUCGCCCAACUGAACGAGGCGCAGACCUCCGUGCAGGAGAAGGCCUCCGCCUACGAACAGGUCUCCUUCCGCCACCAAAGACUUCAGGAGGAAUACACCACACUUAAACGCAAAUAUGAACGCCUACGGAAGAUCGAACAAUCGCACAACGCUGAUGAGGUUCUUUUAGCCGAAAUUCAAGAUUACAAGGAGCAGCUGGCCUGCCCAACCUGCAAAACGCACAAGAAAGACGCCAUUCUGACCAAGUGUUUCCAUGUUUUUUGCCUCAACUGCCUGAAGACGCGCUACGAGACGCGCAAUCGCAAGUGUCCCAAGUGCAAUGCCACCUUCGGGGCGAACGACUACCAUCGCAUUUACCUCACCUGA